GAUGGGGGGAUGGAAAGGGAAGAAGGGGGGUCGGGCAGCUUUUCUGGGACUCCGCUGGCGGCGACUGUGGGGGGUCUGGGGCGCCGUAACGUGAAAUCGCUACCCCACCCCUGGAACGGAGGCAGCAGGGCAAGGAGAAAGUAGCUUCCCCUGACGGUGCCCAGCAUGUGCUGGCCACUCCACCACCCUGUGCUCUGACAAUGAGCAUCAACUCCUCACUCAGUAAUGAGAAGGCCUUGAGGAACCUCACACUACUGGAAGAUGGGGCAGGCAGAAUUACAGAGUCCAUUGCUCUUAUUGUCAUUGCUAUUUUCAUCUGUUUAGGAAACUUGGUGAUCGUACUGACCCUCUACAAGAAAUCCUACCUCCUCACGCUGAGCAACAAGUUUGUUUUCAGCCUGACCCUCUCAAACUUCCUUCUUUCUGUGCUGGUGCUUCCGUUCGUUGUCACCAGCUCCAUCCGGAGGGAAUGGAUUUUCGGAGUCGUUUGGUGCAACUUCUCUGCCCUGCUGUACAUGCUAAUCAGUUCUGCCAGCAUGCUCACUCUUGGGCUCAUUGCUAUAGACCGGUACUACGCUGUCCUGUACCCAAUGAUUUACCCAAUGAAGAUUACGGGUAACAGAGCUGUUGUUGCCAUUGUGUAUGUGUGGCUGCAUUCUCUCAUUGGAUGCCUGCCUCCUCUCUUCGGCUGGUCUUCCUUAGAGUUUGAUCAGUUCAAAUGGAUGUGUGUGGCUGCAUGGCAUAAAGAGGCUGGAUAUACUGCCUUUUGGCAGAUCUGGUGCGCUCUGCUGCCCUUCAUAGUAAUGAUGAUUUGCUAUGGAUUCAUAUUCCGUGUGGCCAGGAUUAAGGCACGGAAGAUUCAUUGCGGGAGCGUGGUCAUUGCAGAGGAAGAUACCCAAAGGAAUGGGAGAAAGAACUCUAGUACUUCAACUUCCUCUUCAGGCAGUCGAAGGAACGCUUUUCAAGGAGUGGUUUAUUCUGCCAACCAAUGCAAAGCUUUGAUAACUAUCUUAGUUGUGAUUGGUGCUUUUGUGAUCACAUGGGGGCCUUACAUGGUGGUCAUUACAUCCGAGGCACUUUGGGGGAAAAACAGCAUUUCUCCUGCUUUGGAGACAUUAGCAACUUGGUUGUCUUUUACUAGUGCUAUAUGCCACCCUCUGAUUUAUGGACUCUGGAAUAAAACUGUCCGCAAGGAAUUGCUGGGAAUGUGCUUUGGAGACAGGUACUACAGAGAAUCAUUUGUUCAACGGCAGAGGACAUCCAGAUUAUUUAGCAUUUCUAAUAGGAUCACAGACUUAGGGCUCUCCCCACAUCUCACAGCGCUCAUGGCUGGUGAGCGGCCUUUAGGACACAGCAGCAGCACUGGGGACACAGGGUUCAGCUGCUCUCAGGAUUCAGGAACAGAUGUUAUGCUGCUUGAAGACUACAGCUUGGAUGGAGUUAAUCACCCACACUGCAUUUAUCCCCACCGGCGGCGGAGUUCUGUGACGUUUGAAGAUGAAGUGGAACAACUUAAAGACUCUGCAAAGAAUUCUGUUCUCCAUGUAAAAGCUGAAGUCCAUAAAUCUAUAGACAGCUAUGCAUCCAGCUUGGCUAGAGCAAUUGAAGCGGAUGUGCGGAUUGCCUUGUUUGGAGGAGACGCUGUACCUGGCUCUUUGUUUCCAGUGCGGACUGUGGUGGGGAGCAACGCAUGUGCACGACGUGGGGGCAGGGCCCACAUUGGCCAAAGGCUGCAGCUACAAAGCAUCGAAGAAGGGAAUGCUUAAAAUCACCUAAAUAGGGAAGGAACCUACAGAACCACUGAGGGCGACACAGGGCUGCUUUCCCUUUGGAAAAAAAGGAUAGCUUUGAAAAGCAGCCUCCAACAUUUUAGCCAAGGACAUCUGAAAAUACCUGAAGAUUUGUCUUGUACAGUAUUAGAAUUUGUACAUAUAUGUAAAAGAAACCCUACACAUCGUAUGCCACCCUGUAUACCUAGGGCCACUGUGUGGCUGAAUGGCUAAGAAGCAAUGGAACUGUUUUGUUUGUGUGUGUGUGGGGGGGUUAAAUGGGAGGAAUUAGAAACAAGCCAAAUUUAUUAAUGAACUGAAAAUUGUUUUCCUUCUCUAACAAUGCGAUCCUGAGAAUGCCUUCAUGAGAGUAAGCCCCAUUUAAUAGACCUCAGUAGGAUUCUGAGUAAAUCUGGUUAGGAGUGCACUGUAAGUGACACAACUUCUUGCAGUAUUAAGAACAUAAGAACGUAAGAGACGCCAAUGUUGGAUCAGGCCAAAGGCCCAUCCAGUCC
Messenger RNA from Gekko japonicus, 2284 nucleotides. It is a transcript of the gene GPR161, whose product is annotated as G protein-coupled receptor 161. Gene Ontology annotation, biological process: G protein-coupled receptor signaling pathway. Bases 201 to 1766 code for a protein of 521 amino acids. The record is from RefSeq and is a predicted model, not a curated record. Gene Ontology annotation, cellular component: membrane; recycling endosome. The transcript has 6 exons. Gene Ontology annotation, molecular function: G protein-coupled receptor activity. Lineage: Eukaryota; Metazoa; Chordata; Lepidosauria; Squamata; Gekkonidae.